AUGGCAGAGCCACAACCCGAACUCCUUCAAUCAAACCCCCAACAGCCCCAGCAACCCGACCAGCCCCAAUCCGACAUUGUUUCGCUCCCGGAAGACAUUCGCAACCAGGUCGAAAAGGAACAAGCCCUCGCAGAUGCUCAGAGAAGGGUGAAGGAGCUCGAGGGAGAGGCGGGGAAGCUUAGAGAACGGAUAUCUUCGUUAGAGGGGGAGAGGGAUGGAGCGGUUUCUGUCACAAACCAACUGCAGACCCAGCUUUCAUCCUUGCAAUCGAGCCAUCACAAGACAACAUCGGAGCUAUCAGUAAUACAAACUAGGAUUGACUCUAUAGAGCGAGAGAAGAGGGAGUUGUACGAGGAGACGGAGAGACUACAGCAGAGGGGUAAUCGGAAUACUCAGGAACUGUACGCUCUGAGAUCGGCAAAGACGGAUGCUGCGCAAAAGAUUGCCCACUUGGAUGUUGAGGUGUCGGAAUUACGGAUGACCACAGAGACCGCCAAGUUCAAUGAGAAGCGAAGCACACAAGCUCUGGAAAGUGCCCGAGCCGAGAUCAUCACCCUGACGAAGGCUGUCUCGGAGGUUGAAGAGCGAUUUGGUCGAUACAGGGCUGAAGCCCAAUCCGAGCAAAGCAAAUACCGCUCAGAGAACGAAACCCUCCUCACUCGACUCAACACUCUCGAACAAUCCUACUCUUCCCUCCAACGGACCUACAACGACCAAUCCUCCCGCCUUGCCGAGUCUCAUGCCAAUAUCGCCACCUUGACCUCAUCAGCCGCAGCAAACAAAGCUGCCGUCGCUGUUGACAUGCUCCAGCUGGACGAGUCGAACAAGAUUCUCGAAAAGCGAGGCGAGGAAGCUCGGGCUACGAUCUUGGAGAGGGAGGCAGAGCUGGAGAGGAUGGCCGAAGUUUCCGAGGAGCGAGAGACCUAUUGGGAAGCGCGCGUUAAGAAGGAAGAGAGGCUCAGAAAAGAGGCCGACAAGAGGGCGCAGGAGCUGAAGAAUGUGGCGGACAGGCUGGAUAUGGCCGAGGGUCGGGCGGGCUACGUCUCGGCAUCUGCUGCCGUCGCUAGCGAGUUGAGGAAGGAUGGGAAGAGCUAUACGCAACUGUAUACCGACUUUACCAUCCAAGAGAGUCGGUUGCAGUCUGCCGAGGCCGAGGUUGAAAGAUUGACGAAUCUGCUGGAUGAGAUUAGCCAGGAGCUGAGCGAGAAGAAACCACUCCUUGACGAACAAGCUGCGGAACACGACCGUGCUAUCGAGCGCGCCAAUGCGCUUGCUUCCGAACUUUCCUCCGUCAUCUCCUCCCGCGACACUCUUCAGGCCGAGAUCAAAUCUGCCAAAGCAGCCUCCUCGCACCACUCCUCCGAAGUAUCCUCCUUCCGAUCCACAAUCGACGACCUUGCUCGCCAAGUCAAGUCCCUUCUUCGACAACUUGCUAUCAAGGACGACCCCUCCCUCGCCAAUGUUCCAGUCGACGGCGACGCCGAGGUCGGGCCUACCGGGGACAUUGUCACCGACCACCUCGUCGAAUUCAAGUCCAUCCGUUCCCUUCAAGAGCAAAACCAACGUCUUCUUUCCAUUACUCGCAGUCUCAUGGCGAAGCUGGACGAGAAGGAAAUCGGGCGAGCUGCUGGCGACGAGGAGGAGGACGAGGCUGGAUCUACCUUGGACCAAGCUACAGACAUGAUCAAGCGUCUCCACAAAGACCUCACCGAUGCUCAAAAGAAGAUCACCGACCUGACCCGCGAGCGCGACUUUUUCUCCAAGCUCCUUGCCAAGGGCGAGGGUCUCAGGUGGUCUACCUCCCAAGUCACGUCCGGCGGUCCUCUUGGCGAUGAUAGUCCUCAUCAACAGACUAUCGACAGUUUGCAGACAGAGAUUGAUCUUCUCAAGGCGAAGGCGCAAGGGGAGGUGGAUGAUGUGCGAAAGGAGAUCAAGAAGAGGACUGAAGAGGCGGCCAAGGCGGAUGUGGAGAAGGCGAGAGCGGAAGCCAAGGUUGGGUUGUUAGAGGAACAAACACGACUUUUGAACGAGCAGAAUUCCUUGGCAAAGAACCAAUACAUCGGUCUGGAAAGCCAGGUUCGGCAAUUGCAAGGCGCCGUGACUCAGGCGCACAACGAACAACGCUCUGCUCUCGAGCAAGUCGCUGUCCGUCAAGCGGAAGCCGACAGGUUGAGAAACGAGGCGGCUAUGCUUCGCGCCGAGAAGGAACAGUGGAAGAGCGUCGAAAGCAGGCUCCAUUCCGACUUCUCUCAAGUCCAAUCCGAGCGCGUCAAGCUUCAGCAACUUAUUGACAACCUCAAGAACGUUGCCAGCGAGGGCGACAAGAGCCGAGCCGAGGAGAGGCAGGCUUUGGAGAAGCGAAUCGAAGAACUUCAACGCGAAGCUACUGCCCUUCGCCAGCAGAUCGAACAAGCUCGCGCCGCCACGCGAGACGCCGAACUCAAGGUCAGCGACUUUGAAUUCCGUCUCGCCGCAGCCACCACCUCCGUCCGAACCGAGAAAGAAGCUGCCGACUCCCUCGCCGCUACCCGAGCCACCGAAAUCGCCACCAUCAAGGCCGAUCUCGAAAAGGCCCAGACCGAAUCGGAAAGCCGCCUGAGAAUCGGUCUCAACUGGAAGCGCCGAGCAGACAACCUCACGGAGCAGAUCGCUCAGAACACGAAGAGUCAGGGAGAGGCGGCGCAGGAGAAUGAGAAGAAGGCGCAAGAGGCGGAGAAGCGGGUGAAGGAGCUUGAAGGGGAGGUAGAUGGAUUCAAGAAGAAGGUGGAAGAGGUGGAGAGAGCGGCGUCGUUGAAGGAGGGCACGAUUCAAAGACUGCAGUCGGAGUUGACGUCCAAGGCUGAUCAAGGAAAGGCUGAUCAAGGAGAAAGUGAAGUCAAGGCACAGUUGACUACUCUUCAAAAAGAGAAGAAGGAGCUUGCCGAGAAACUUUCGCAGGCUGAGAAGGAUCUGGAGGCGGCAAAGGCUGCUGCUUCUACCGCUCCUCCUACCAGCGAAGGUGCUCCCACCGACGCCGAGAAAGCCGAGCUACUCGCAAAGGUCGAAGAGUUGACAAAGCACAAGCAGGAUCACGACGAGAAAUACGAAAGCAACGUUACUCGAGUGAACCGGGUCAAUGCCCAGAUGAAGGGCCGCAUCGACACCCUUCUUUCCGAGAAGGCUGCAGCUCUCACCGACGUUGAGACUCUUACCACAAAGAUCUCGGAACUGGAAAGCAAGGUCAAGGAGGUGGAGGCGUCAGUUUCUACGGCUGCCGCACCUGCUCCCGAAGCUCCCGCCCAAUCAGCAAGCGAGGUCGAAAGCAAGCCCUCGCAAGAACAGAUUGACGAAGCUGUCAAGGCUGCUGUCGCCGCCCGCGAAGCCGAGCUUACCGCCAAGUUUACUCGUGACAUCGAAGAGGCCACCACCUCGGCCGCUACUGCUGCCGCUUCCGCCGCUGCUAUCGUUCAACCCCCUCCCGCCCCCGAAUCUUCCACUGCUACCGCCCUCGAUGCCGAAGCUCUCGCCAAGAAGACGGCCGAACUCGAGUCUGCGUUCGAUACCAGAGUAGCCGAAGCUGUGCAGAAGGAAAAGUCUACUUUGGAGGAGGAAGUCAAGUCGUUACGAGGACAAGUGGAAGAGUUGAAGACCAAGAUCAAGGCGCUCGAGAGGCAAGUCAAGACAGCGGAGAUCUCGAGAAAGACAUUGGAGAGACAGAAAGCCGAGGCGGAAAAGAAACUCGCAGAGGCUUUGGAGAAGAAGGGUGAAGCGCCGGCUGCUGCAAGUGCACCUGCUACGACCCCAGCGCCCGCGGCUACAGCUGUGGUUGAUGCGAAUCCAGUGAAGGCGGAGGGUACGCCCACUGGGACGCCAGCGACGAGAGGGGGCAUUGCUAGGGGCAAGCCGCGGGCAGUACGAGGUGGAGCUCCCGGAAGGCCAAAUUCUGUCUUGAGCGCUGUCAACGCGACUCUAUCAGGAGCUACCCCGGCUUUCACUCCCGAAUCCAGCGGCACAAAACGACCAGCGCCGGAAGAAGGCGAAUCACCAACAGGCUCGGCUGCUCCUCCAUCAGCCCCGUCAGAAAGAGGUGGUCGAGUGCUAAAGAGGCCUAGAGGAGGAGCAGCGCCAAGAGGAGGUGCCGGCGGGCGAGGCGGACGAGGCGGCGGUGCUGCCGGAGGAGGUACGGGGGGCGCUGGUACGAAUUAG
Cryptococcus wingfieldii CBS 7118 is the source of this 4185-nucleotide messenger RNA. RefSeq names its product nucleoprotein TPR. Gene Ontology annotation, molecular function: structural constituent of nuclear pore. The record is from RefSeq and is a predicted model, not a curated record. NCBI's taxonomy places the organism in Eukaryota, Fungi, Basidiomycota, Tremellomycetes, Tremellales, Cryptococcaceae. The coding region runs from base 1 to 4185 and encodes 1394 amino acids. Gene Ontology annotation, biological process: mRNA export from nucleus. The transcript is spliced from 13 exons. Gene Ontology annotation, cellular component: nuclear pore.